AUGGCGGCGCCGCGGCCGCCUCCGGUGCGGCCGGCGCGUGCCCUGUGCGCCGCGGCCGUGUGGGCAGGCUGGCACUGGCGGACAGCUGCCGGCGCCGUGCUGGAGGGCGACUUCCCCGCGGUGGACGGCGACAUGUCACUCUUCCUCGGGAAGUUCUGCUUCGACUACGACAGAACGAACAGCACGCCAGCUGGGCGGCUUCUGCUCAACAUGACGUUCGCCCAGGAGUCCCUGCCGUCCCAAGGGAAGCUGUAUUUCAUGGUCUUCGACGACGAGAAGAAGCAUUGGAAGGACGCCUGGCGGGGCUGGAACGAGGGCGACUGCGAGUACAAGAAGCAGAUGUCUUCCAAGUUCGACGAGGUCAAGAUGACGGGGAAGGAUCUGAAGCACCGAUACUCGCUCAACAUCAAGGAGGGGCUUCGGCCACGCUUCUGGUAUCGAACAGCGCUGUGCGGCGCUUGA
Messenger RNA from Prorocentrum cordatum, 462 nucleotides. NCBI's taxonomy places the organism in Eukaryota, Dinophyceae, Prorocentrales, Prorocentraceae. The record is from the annotation of a GenBank genome assembly.